CCCGGGUCAAGCAAAAAAAUGCCCACCACAAACGCCGAUCCUGCAGCUAUUUAGCGUGCUGCUUCCCCGCUUCAGGGUUGCUGCAUAUGGCUGGCGACUCUGCUCCCCUUCCCAUUUACUCUCUCUCUCUCUCACACACACACACACAACUGCAACAAUGGCACUGCAAUGGUUCUGAAAAAUAUGUCCUCUUCCCGACGCGUCAAUCGAUCCCAUCUCCUGCCGAAUGGCGAGAGACUGUUUUACAUGUGUACUUCCAUCUAAUCCGUAGUCGAUCCCCUAUAUUGCGCCCCUGAUAAGCGCGCCUACAGUUCACCCAGCCCACUCCCGAACCAUAAGAAGCAUACAUAUUAAUCUCCCAAAAAAUCCCCCAGAAUGAAGCUUUGCUUGUCCGCCCAUUCCAGUGGCGGUGGAUUAGGUGCAAACCUCUCCGUCAUCACCACCAUAUAUCUCCUCCUCGCUAUCGUCGCCUUCACCAUUGCCCUACCGAUCACACAACAAUCAGAUUCAAUCAGCACCGUUCAACUUCCAACGGUACGCGAACAGCGAAGUCUACCCGGGUCGCUUGCAACUGCUCCGGAAGGGGCGGUUGGGGACCCUCCUUCGCCAGUGUAUGGAUCAGAAGGUCAUGAUACAGAGCCAAUGCCAACGAAGAAACCCGUAUAUUUCACAUUGCUAGCGAUUUCAGUGUUUCGAAUCGGGUAUGGCGUCAAGGGUAAGGGGUCUCUAGCUUGGAAGCGCGAUGGACUUUUCAUGGGUAGUUUGGACGGUGUGAUAUGUUGUGUCGAGGGAAAACAUAAGCAAUGGAUCUUUUGCCGCCGUCACAAAGGGCAUGUUUUUCGAUACGCGAAUGACAAAGCUGAGAUAUUCAGGGUCAAAGAAGCCGUGUUUACCACGAUUGGUGGACAGGGGCAUGUUUCCUAG
Molecule: messenger RNA, 924 nt
Organism: Blastomyces dermatitidis ER-3
Lineage: Eukaryota; Fungi; Ascomycota; Eurotiomycetes; Onygenales; Ajellomycetaceae
Exons: 3
Coding region: 376-924 (182 amino acids)
Source: RefSeq, a predicted model, not a curated record